Molecule: messenger RNA, 3136 nt
Organism: Terrapene triunguis (Three-toed box turtle)
Lineage: Eukaryota; Metazoa; Chordata; Testudines; Emydidae
Gene: GUCD1
Product: guanylyl cyclase domain containing 1
Exons: 6
Coding region: 141-923 (260 amino acids)
Source: RefSeq, a predicted model, not a curated record
CAAUCUGUCCCAAAGUGUAUUUGGCUCAGCGUCUCUGCUUCCUUCCCCAGACCUGAGGAAAGAUCUCUGCGUAGCUUGAAAGCUUGUACCUUCCACCAACAGAGGUUGGUCCAAUAAAAGAUGCCUACCUUGACUCUCUCAUGAGAAAUUUGAGGCAUUCACAGGCCCUGGCUGGUCUGCAGCCGUUGUCGGCAAUAGUCCUCUACACACCCGCUGUUGUGCACACUCUGAUCACUAAUACUGCAACUGACUAUGUCCAGUUGCAAGUGCCAGUUAUUCAGCAGUUGUACCAUUGGGACUGUGGGCUAGCCUCCUCCAGGAUGGCACUGCAGUACCUGAAUCGUUUGAAUGAUGAGGAAUUUCAGAAAGCCAUCCGGGAACUCCGGUUAACAAAGAGUAUCUGGACCAUUGACUUGGCCUACCUAAUGCGGCACUUUGGUGUUAAGCAUAGGUUCUGCACACAGACACUUGGAGUGGACAAGGGCUAUAAAAAUCAGUCGUUCUACAGGAAACAUUUUGACACGGAAGAGAACAGAGUGAACCAGCUGUUCGCCCAGGCCAAAGCCAGCAAGGUGCUGGUGGAGAAGUGCACAGUGACUGUCCAGGACAUUCAGGAGCACCUGUCCCAAGGUCAUGUAGCCAUUGUCCUGGUGAAUGCAGUCUUGUUGCUGUGUGAACUUUGCUCAAGUCCCGUCAAAUAUUGCUGUUUCCUCCCUAUUGGCCAGAAGUGCUUCUGCAGGAAUCCUGACUACCAGGGUCAUUUCAUUGUGUUGUGUGGCUACAACAAAGCCUCAGGGAGUGUCUACUACAACAACCCUGCCUAUGCUGACCGAACAUGCAGCACCAGCAUCAGUAACUUUGAGGAAGCCAGGACAAGUUACGGCACAGAUGAGGAUAUCCUGUUUAUCUACACGGACAGCUGACAUCCAAGAUUGCUGCUUUGUCAUUUCUGGCGCAGUCUGCCCAGCACCUGCAUGGCAGCUGGCUGCUUGUCUCAGGACUCUUACUGCAGAGACUUAACUCCUGAUUUGCAGUGGGAUCUUAAACAAGGGAUGCUUUAUAGACAUUCAGACAUUUAUAUUGCAGUGUUGUCUUCAUCUUUUUAUUCCUGAUGAUGAAAUAUCUGAUGUUGCAAUAUCUAACACACACACACACACACACUUUAAUUUUAAUGUUGCACAUUUGAGAGCAGUUUCAAAAUGCAAUCCCCUCAGAGUCCGACACUUACAGUUGGCUGUGAGCUUGUUUCUGAAUUAAAGACUUGAAAUAAAACACACCAAGUACACGAAUUUAGUCUACACGUGGGAAUUUGUGCACAGGUUCAGCUACAUGAAGCAAGAAAAGAAAGAGGAAAUACACGUUGGUUUGCCUUCAAAACUGCCAGAGCUGAUCUUCACUCUAGAUUUAGUUAUUUAAUGGUCAGAAGGGUGUAGAUAGGAUAAAUGAUUAACCUGACCCAUGAUUAUUUUUUUUCAAGGAAGAAAAUGACUUGUCAGCUGUUGACAUACUGUGGCAGAUUCUAUCAGCAUUGCCUGCAUAAUGGGAAUGAAAUACCACUUACAAAGCAAGCUUCUUGUGUAAACCCAGCUUGACUGCUCUCACCACAUGUACCUGGGAAUUGAGUUUGCAGUUUGAUCUUAUUGUCAGCGGAGGACCAGUCUUCCUGCUAAGGGCUAUAGGCUACUCCUUCCAAGUAGUAAGCACCUAGUGUCAUUUUGCCUACCGAGUUAUCUUGCAUGAGUUAAAACGUCUCUAGGAAUGGCUUGGCCAAAGUUCUGUGUUGUCCCAAAAGGCUGACUGGUGACAUUUUAUUUGGGCCUAAGAAAUUUUAAGUCUGUGUGCAAAGGCUUGGAAACAUCUUUCUACCCACUACACCACGCCCAUACCCACACCCACAACGUUCUGCAGUAUCCAGGGAUCAAGUCUAGGUACAGUUUUUAAACUGUUGAUUAAGCAAAUACACUAAGUAGUCACCCAAGCACUGAGGGUUUAUGCCUUGUGUGCAGAGGGUUGUUUUAAAUGUCUGGCAGGAGAGAACAGAUUUUGCGCGAAGCCUGUAUUGUAAUUUGAGGUUAAACAUUUGUUGUUGAGAUUUAUUGAGGAAUUUCCCAGGAACAGAUACUGCCAGUAGCCUGGCUCAGAACUCUGCUUCUAAUUGAGAAGGCAGGGAGAACAAACUUCUCUUGGCUGAAGUCCAAAGAUGUUAUAGCAGGAGCCCAGACUUUCUACCUCUUCUCACUCUACAGCUGUGUUCUGGAAUAAGCAGCAGGGUCCUCACUGCAUUCUGAUGCUUUAAGCUAAACUGUAAGAUUGCAGCAGGCUGUGUGCAGCCCCUUUAACAUAUUAUCUGGGAUCACCUGCCUGGCAGAGAAGCACUGAAGUGUAGGACAUAAUUCAGCUUUGACCUUACACUUACUACGAAUUUUGACUCCCAGUCUCAUCGCGUCUUGAAAUUUAGCUUUAUGACUUUAACUACAAUAGAAAUGUGCUUGGUUUUAUACUUAGCCUUUUCAGCUGAGGAUUCAGAUAAUGUACAAUUGACUUAAAGUCACACUGGCAAAUACUUUGGGCCCAAAAUCUGGUCUACUCUAAAAUUAUAACUGGUUUGAACUCACCUCCAAAUUCCAAAAUGAUUUUAAAAACAAAAGAAAAAAUGUUGCUAUCUAUGUAAGCACUGUAACAUGAUAUGUUUUGUACCUAGACAACCAGCUGGAGAUGACACAUCUUAAACCCAUUGCCUAAAGCUGUAAUCCCUGAUGGUGCGGAUAGUAAAUAAAAGGCACCCUUUCUGGUGAAAACAGUACAGGGAGUCAGUGUUUAGCAAUACCCUAAAGGAUAAAAGUUGUAAGGAAAAACAUUUUCUAAUCUAGGUGGCUUGCAAACACUGGAGAGUACCCAAAAAGUACUUGAUGGGGUAUGUUCAAUACAAUCUAGAGUGCUCCUUUCUUCAGUGCCUGAAAUACAGUGGCAGGUGAGUAGAAAUGCAGUUCCUUUGCAAAAUCUGAAAAACGAGUUUGAUGGAAAUGUGUUUUCAAUCAGAACUCAUUUACAGCAGGUGUGGCUGGAAUGCACUUGGGCACCUGCUGCAUGUGAAGAUGGCUGGGAAUUAGGAUACAAGUUAUUGGCAGACAGAACA